Sphenostylis stenocarpa is the source of this 594-nucleotide messenger RNA. The record is from the annotation of a GenBank genome assembly. Lineage: Eukaryota; Viridiplantae; Streptophyta; Magnoliopsida; Fabales; Fabaceae.
AUGGAUCAACCUCACACCCACAUUAUUACUUGCGAUAGCUGGGUUGGGUGGGAGAGGUUUCUUUCAUACACUCGCGUGUACAGGAAGACAUACAGGACAGAUACUUUGAAGUUAAAUGCCGUAGAACAGAAUCUGAUUUUCGGCCUGUUUGAGUAUCAGGAAGAUGCUGAAGAAUUUGCAGAACCAAAUCAAGUUGUUUACACGGAAAAAGAUUUAGUUUCUACAAUUGGUUAUGAUUCAGAAAACAAUAAUGAUUCUAAGGAAUCUAGAAAGGCAGGAUACAGAGGCACCACUUUGGAAAUAAAUGGAUUCAAUCAACAUGAAAGACAACACCAGGGAGCUCAGCAGAAUGAAUUAUCCUUCAUGUCUCAAGGUAGGAAUGUAUAUGAUUCACAGAGAAUGUUAGCGAAGAAUAUUGAAGUUGCAACUAAGAAGGUUCAAGAGAUUAAGGAUCAACUUAUUUUAGCCAAAGCAUACUUGAAAAUUGCACCACCAAGCAGCAACUUGCGCUUGAGAGAUUUGGAGAGGUUAACGAGAGAGAUGGAAUUAGCAGUUGGGGAAGUCACCCAGGAUUCAGAUCUGUCAAUGAGGUAA